CCUGGGGGAGGCCAUUUCCCUCCUCACGUCCGUUGCCUCGGCGCCUUCCCUGGGGGUUCCGGAACAGUCCUGUGGAGCAAGAUGGCCAACCUGGUGACCGACUCGGUGCCGAGGGGCACCCUCCUCAGCGCGUUGGAGGAGAAGCGGAGGCAACAGAUGAAGAAAUACCUCCUGCAUCGGCUGUUCUUUGUGGCCAUGUUGAGGGAAGAGGUCCUGGAUGGAGAGAUCACAGCUUACCAUGAGCAACUUUUCCAGAGGAUUCAAAAGUUCCACCUGGGAGAACCAGCCUCGGGCGUCCUCCUGAUCUAUUCCCGCUGCAUUCUCCACAUUCUUGAGGCAUCCAGUGGCACUCUCUACCACAUCCUCACAGACCUUGCAGCCUUGGAAAAGCAGGGGCCCAAGGCUUUGUUGCAGGAUGUUAAGAUAGUGGUGAUGUCUCAUAACAUCCCCACCAGGUUGUUCACACAGUGGUACACGACGACGGUGGACGUUCCGGUUACGCUUGAAGAUGUGACCCAGAGCCAGACUACGGAGGAAGUCAUUACCGAGGCUUUGUUGCAGGAUGUUAAGAUAGUGGUGAUGUCUCAUAACAUCCCCACCAGGUUGUUCACACAGUGGUACACGACGACGGUGGACGUUCCGGUUACGCUUGAAGAUGUGACCCAGAGCCAGACUACGGAGGAAGUCAUUACCGAGUGCCUGACGCUCAUCCUCAAACUGGGUGUCUACCUUGCAACCCUCAAGGUGGGCAAUAAAGGCCUGAGCGAAUGUCUUCACAAUGUCGUCCCCGAACUGCUGGUUCCGGCUGAAACCAUCCAGUGUUUGUGCAGAGCAAAAGAAUGCCUGAGUCCUGCCCAAUUUCUGGAGAUGUACAGCAACCCCCUGCAGCCCAGCAUGGAUUCAGAAACAGUGUGGCCCACUCCUGCUCAUAUGUUCAAAUGACACGCUCUGGAACUUCCUUGAAGAACCGCAGUCUGGAGGGAGCCCCGGUCAGUGAAGGAGCACCCCGAAGGAGCUGCAAUGGUUGAAGGUUAUGUGGCAGAGUUGGUGCAGAACUUCCCACUCUUCUGGCCGUGACACAAAAGACCAAGAGACCAAUAAACUGGUCUGCAAAGCCUGCCGUUUACUACUCCCUGAGUAUUCACAUCCACCAAAGGGACUUGUGCAAGGUGCAUCUUCUGUCGAGAGUGCUCACACUAUAUAAAGGUGGGCACAUUCACAUUUGAAUACACCACGGUUUGUGUUCAUCACUGUGAUUCCUCACUUAAACCUCCUACCGUGUAGCAACCCGAUGCAGAUGUGUCUCCUCAACUUCUGGUGUUUUUUCCCUCCAUACAUCACUUUCUGAUUCAAAAUGGACAAGUAGGAAAAUCAACCAGGGACAAACCACAGUCGUGAGGUCGUGGCACACCAUGGUUCAAACAAGCUGGCCUUUAUGAACCAACAACAAGCCACGGCUAUAAACUGUGGUUUGCAGCAGGAAGACAAACGAUGACCCCCUUGGCAGAGACACAUUUGUGCAUUGCAACAAACCAGGUUAUGAUGCCUUCAUGCAGACAUUCAAGGGCGUUCCCUGAUCAGUCAGGUCGGUCUGGGAGAGGAGCCUUGUAGCCCCAGAGGGAGGGAUGAGGGUGUCAGGAUGUUUUGCGGGGCAGGAAGGAGAGCUCCUUUUUCUUCUCUUACUCCAAAACCUGCUGCUGAUCUGCUAAACAGAUCAGAUCAUUUUCAAACUAGAAUCCCAGGCUGCCUGGACAGGCAAACAGCCUAGUCUGGUGGAACACAGCAUCCUUUUGUGGGAGAUUGCUCCCAUCAGUCAUGCCCUACUUCCAUAUUGUUGCUCUGUGCUGUCAAGUGGCGACCCAUGGCAAUCCCAUGGAUGAUUGAUCUCCCAAAUGUCCCUUGCUUUUCCCCAACCUGAGAGUCCCAUCUUCCAGCACUAUCUCUUGUUUCAUUUUGCACUGUCCCAGCCAUCUAGUCGCUUCUGGCUCAGGGCGACCCUGUGAAUGAGGGAAUCUCCAAAAUACACUGUCCUUGAUGGUGCUGCUCAGCUCUUGCAAACUCAAACUUGUGCUUUUCUUUAGGAAGUCAUACUAUCUGGUCUUUCUCUAUUCCUGCUGCCUUUAUUAACCCCCAUAUUACUCAAUUCAAUAUCCUCUUCAUGCUAGAAGCCGCCUAUCAGUCUGUUCUGGGAGUGAAUAACCAUUAUUUUGACCAACGCUUAUACUUCUGUGUCCCAGCGCCAACACUUUAGUAUUUUGUCAUCAUCCUUCUUUUCAGGUGG
Pogona vitticeps (central bearded dragon) is the source of this 2281-nucleotide messenger RNA. NCBI's taxonomy places the organism in Eukaryota, Metazoa, Chordata, Lepidosauria, Squamata, Agamidae. The record is from RefSeq and is a predicted model, not a curated record.